AUGGAGGCCAGGCUUGUAGAGGUUGCGAGCAGAGGUGAUAUAGCCACAGUUAAAAAGCUCCUUCGGAAAAAUAUUGACCCCAAUUUUCGGGAUGAGAGUGGUUUUACUGCUGUGGCAAGAGCAUCUGCUGGUGGUCAUGCUGAAGUCGUAAGGCUAUUAUUAGAAGCUAAGGGUGACCCUAACACGUUCAAUGCAGUCCUGACAAGACCCCUCCACUUGGCAGCAGCAGCCAAUCACACAGAGACUGUGAAACAUCUGAUUCUAGGUGGAGCAGAUAUGAAAACAAAAACACGCGACGGAUAUCAGCCAGCUGAUCUUGUGAGUCAUGACAAGGAAUCAUGGCAGAUUCUUCACAAUGCAAAACUUGGAGAUUUGCCAGAGAUUGAGGAUAUAAACGAACUGCCAUUUGUGCCAGACUAUUCAAUCCCAGGUGCUAAACCAAAGAAGGAAAAGGGAAAGAAAGGCAAAAAAGGGAAAAAGAAAGGUGGAAAGAAGAAAGGAGGGAAGAAAAAGGGAAAAGGAAAGGGAAAGAAGAAAAAGAAGAAGUGAUGUUUUUGAGCGGUGGUGUUAAAUUUGACUCUUUGGACUAUUCAGUGAUUGUUGUUCCAGUGGAUUUCCCCACCGAGUUUGCUUCUUUUUGCAUUCUUUUUUCUAAGGAAAGUAACUUGUUUCUAUAAAAACCUACCUGUAGUUACAGAAACCUACUUGUUUCUGUGGAAACUACCAGUAAGCUUUUCACUGAAAUAUUGUGAUGACUAUUGCUGUGAAGUAAAGUUGAAAAUAAUUGGGGAGAUGGAAAGACUAUUCUCCUUGGCCCAUUACUGCUCUCAGUUAAACCCUCUAGAUUUAACGACAAGCUAAAUUUAAGGCCAAGGACAAACUGACUUUGAACAGCCAAACCUAUUUGAUUAAAUGUUUAGGUUAUUUUUGUUAAUCAUUUACAUGUCUUUAAACAUCUAUAUAUCUAUAUAUAUUAGUUGCAUGAUCUCAAAGGAUCACUUAUUUUAAUGUUGGUGCUGGGUCUGAACUAUAUGUAGCAAGUUAUGUUUCAGACCCAUUUGAGCCAUCAUGCUUAGUCAUUGGAAUAUUUACAUGUAGUCGAGUAGGGAUGGAUAGUUUUUGUGUGUCUUUUGAUAGAAUUUUAGAUUUAGUUUUUAGUAUGAUUUUAUUUAUGCCUGAUUGUGAUAUGUGAUUGUACUUAGAAUGGUCUACCAUUACAAUUGACUGUAAAGAUGAUGAUUCAAAGGCCUUCGGUAUCUUUCUUACAAC
This is a messenger RNA of Lineus longissimus, 1269 nucleotides long. RefSeq names its product ankyrin repeat domain-containing protein 54-like. NCBI's taxonomy places the organism in Eukaryota, Metazoa, Nemertea, Pilidiophora, Heteronemertea, Lineidae. Gene Ontology annotation, cellular component: BRCA1-BARD1 complex; BRCA1-A complex. Gene Ontology annotation, molecular function: protein binding; ubiquitin-protein transferase activity. The transcript is spliced from 3 exons. The coding region runs from base 1 to 549 and encodes 182 amino acids. Gene Ontology annotation, biological process: protein K6-linked ubiquitination. The record is from RefSeq and is a predicted model, not a curated record.